AAAAAAACGGAGCUUGCUUUAAUUACCCAUCUUAAUGAGAACCCGCCAUGUCCAUAUUAACCCCUCUACACCUGGAUCCUUCGCAAUUCAACCUGCUUCGGUCCCGUCUCCGCCAUACCAAAGAGAUGCCAUACACUUGUUACCUCGUUCUCGUCGUGCUAGCGUCUGUCCAUCGUCGUUGACGAGAAAUGCUUCGAGAAGGCUGCUGCCUCGACGUUAGACCAUCGGACACUGGCUGAGCCAACUGGAUCAAGACCGAGGCAGGAAUACUUGAACGGAAACAAUGGUGGCAACAGACCUGGCGCUGCUUUCAUUUGCAGCGCUGUCAGUGUUCGGAUUCGGGACGGCGAGAGGGGCGCAAUCUUUUGGGCCAGUAUUUCCGCAACUGUCGCCGAGGAAUGAUACCAUCUACGACGUUCUCAAGCCCGCCACCGACACUGUCACGAGCUUACCGACACUAACAAGUUCCCCCAAACCACCUUCCAGAGGCUCUCCGGGGAAGGGGGCAGGGGGAGCUUCGCCCGUCACAGCGUCCAUCGACCUGGGCAACCAAGCGAACAGUCCGGUUACCUCGACCGAGAUAGGCUUCCAUGCCACGGCCGGUGCUGCGUUAGACGGCCCAGAGAGUUCAACCUCGUCCGAGUACCCCUAUCCUGGUGGGUUCGGGGCGGGCGGCACAUUGACAACCGACACCAACGCGCCAACACGAUCCCCGGAUCCCACAAGGGGCUCCGUUAUACCAACCUCGAGCUCACUCAUCGAUCCGCCCCCAGGGGACACGAUCCGACCCCCAGCACGCAACGGACCCCCAGUAAUAGCAACAGCUCCUGGGAAUGUCCCAGACGCCGUGCAUAGUCCCACCACACUGGUGGCAUCUACAUCCAAGUCCCCGCCGAAGAGGCCGACUUCCAAGGAGACGACUGUAUCUGUCCGUAGCUCCUCGAUAAGCCUAGACUUGGGUCAUGGACAGCCGUCGAUAACGACACCAUACGCGAACGCUACGGGGAUAGGCUGGAACUUUACGACUAGCAUAACCCCAACAUGGACGACGAGCACUACUCAGGUCAUGACGACGGAUGAGAAUGGGUCUACACUACCUGUCUGUGGGCCGGCCGAGGUGGGAAAACAACGUACCAUUUACUCGGUCAUCCACACCGAAACAAUCACCUGGUACGGGAACCCAGACGACUACACUCCGCCAUUCCCUGAAAUCGCGACACCUACCCCGUGCGUGCAGCCGAAAUCCCCAUUACGCCUCACCUUUUCGUACUGCAGCUCGACCGGCACUGGCACCAAAUACGUCACCUGCGACACCACGACUAGUAUGGUUUACACGACAGCCACCGCGACUCUCGAAUACGGCGUCGGGUCCCUGCAGCCCACCGUUAUCUUCAUCACCACGGACAAGAACCCUGCUGUGGUUUACACCACCAUCCAUACGCCCGACUACGGCAUUAGCCGACCGGGCACCCGGGCACAGAUUGACCACUCGGCAGCCGUCGACCCGGGGGCGCCCAUUACCACCCCCGAGAUGAUCACACAACCAAAUUCGCAGGCGAUCCACGAUCCAGGGAAGACGACAGCUGCCAAUCCCAUCACAAUCGCUGUGCAGCCGACCGGAGUGGUCAUCAACAGUCACACUUUCACGGAUAACCCGUCAUCGAGGACUCAGACUGUCGUUGUUGACGGGCAAACCUUCAUCAUCAAUCCCAGCCAGGUUAUCGGCGGUGGCGCCAUCGUUGACCGGCCCACGGUGACUGGAGGCGUCUUUGUGCCCACCCCUACCAGCACCAACAUGGGCGGCCUGCCCGUGGUUGUGAGCUCGUCUGUUGCGGUCAUUGACGGGACAUCAUUUACGAUGGGCCCUACGCCUACCACGGCGAUAGUAAGGGGGCAGACCAUUAGCGUUGGGCCGAAUGGCGUGGCUGUGGGGACUCAGACAAUUCCGGUCUCUGUUCGUCCUUCGUCGACCGAGGUUGUUGUCGCAGGGGGGGAUCUCAUCACAGCGGUCGGACAGUCCGUCAUUGUCAUCCACGACACCACCAUAACGUUCGGCCCAGGCUCGUCGAGCGUGACUGUCAUCGGCGAUGACACCAUCACGAUUGGGCCGUCGGGAGUCAUCGUACACGGCACGACGCUCGGCGGCCCGGCAGCGGGGAUGACUGACACCCAGUACGAGAUCGUCGGCGGUGCCACUAUCACGCAGGUCGGCGCAUCGGUCAUCGUCAUCAACAGCGUCACCUACACCGUGGGGCCUGGCGCGGACACCAAGACGACGGUCGUCGGCGGCGAGACCAUCACCAUCGGCCCCAGUGGCGUGUCCGUCUCGACCUACAGCUUAUCCUACCCCUUCGGUCCGACGAUAACCAUCACGCCGGGGGCAACCGGCGUGUUGACCACGCCUAAGCCGACCGCGUCCAAGGAUUCCGGGUCGUCGCUGCGGCCCGAUUGGACCUGGAUGUCCCUUUUGUCAUGCAUAGCGAUCGGCGUCAUGGGUUCCGGCAUUUGAGCUUGAUUUUUAUUGUUUUGUGCCUACUUUACGACUGACAGGUGGCCAGCUAAGGGCUCACUCAGCCAAGGCUUUUUAACGUUUCAUGUCUAUAAACUUUUCCGCCGCCCUCUCCGUUUGGAAAUAGCUGGAGAGCGUCAAGAAAACCCGGGCCUGAGCCGCGGUUUCCUUCCUCUACUUUUUUCCCCCUCGGUCAGCGGGACCGUCAUGUGUUACGAUACCCCGAGGUCUAAGGCCGAAGGCGCCAUGGAUGCUCUGCUGUCAUGAUAGAAGGGUUUGUGGGACACUUUUUUUUUUUCUUUUUUUCCCUUUGCAUGCCAGGCUGGCGAGUAUAUAGUGGCAUGUGGAUCCAAAAUCCUGUAUAAUAGUCAAGGCCGGAUAUGAUA
Molecule: messenger RNA, 2895 nt
Organism: Phialemonium atrogriseum
Lineage: Eukaryota; Fungi; Ascomycota; Sordariomycetes; Cephalothecales; Cephalothecaceae
Exons: 2
Coding region: 284-2509 (741 amino acids)
Source: RefSeq, a predicted model, not a curated record